Nomia melanderi (Alkali bee) is the source of this 1520-nucleotide messenger RNA. Its product is annotated as PSME3-interacting protein. Lineage: Eukaryota; Metazoa; Arthropoda; Insecta; Hymenoptera; Halictidae. The record is from RefSeq and is a predicted model, not a curated record. Gene Ontology annotation, cellular component: nucleus.
UAUACGCAUGCGUAAAGAGUCGUAAUUCAGUCACACUAUUAACAAUCUGCAAUGUAUGUCGAGUAUCGUUGUGUGAUUACGUUUUAAAUAAUAUCGUAAAAAGUCAUUCAAUUUUAAAUGAUUUUAAAUAUUCUUGUAUAGAGUAAUUGUAAUAUUUUAAUUAUUUAAAUUUGUAUCUACUAAUACAGAGUAAUAUGGCGACCAUUGGAAAGAUACGAAAUAUUUGUCUUCGCUUAUAAUUGACAAACAUAGUAUCUUUAUACUGAAAGGAAUUGUACUAAACUUAAGAAUUUUAAAAAACUGUUGCCAACCGAUAAAGCUAAAAAAGUUAUUAGUCUAUCAAAUUUCAAGUGCCAAAUAUUAUUAGAAAAAUGCUAUAAACAUACAUAAUUAAAAUUUCGAUAUCUAUAAUUUAAGAUACUAGGUAUAAACUUUACAUAUAUAUGUAUAUGCACAUUUUUGUGGCAAGAAAUAAAUAAUUUGUUAUAGAUGUUUCACAUUUCUGAAAUUAAAAAGUUACUCGAGCAUAUUUUUGUCCAAUUGUGAACUAGCAGCAUCUGUCAUAGCAUUUUGUCUUGUAGAUAACAUUGUUCAAAAUGAGUUCAGGAUUUAUAUCAGAAGCAGAGAUUGCUGAACAACGAAGAGUAAGACAGCAAGAAUGGGAACGUGUAAGAACUGCAGACCAACCAUUAGAAGCUCCAGAAGAGCCAUAUGAUCCAAGAUCAUUGUAUGAACGGUUACAAGAACAAAAGAAUAAACGAGAUGCAGAAUACGAAGAAGCACAUAAGCUAAAGAAUAUGAUAAAAGGUUUAGAUGAUGAUGAAGUAGAAUUUCUGGAUUUAGUAGAUAGAACUAAGUUAGAAGAAGAACGUAAGAAGAAUCUUGAAGAAGAAAAAGAAAUGCGUGAUUUUAAAGCUGCGGUUGCUUCCUUGCAAGAAAAGUCAUUGAACGAAAAGUUAAAACAAGAAUUAAAAAAUCCUCAAAUGGCAAAUAAAAAUGUUUCUUCUGGAAGUCGCACUUCACAAUUGAAACUGCUAGCUGGUGUUGUAGUCAAGCGCUCUGAAAAGCAAAAACCAGGGGAAACCACUCGAGGUGUUAAGAGAAAACUAUCAUCCGAUGAGAGUAAAGAAUCAUCUAAGAGUAAAGAUUGUGAAGAAGACGAUCAGAAAGCAAAUGAAAAUAUAGAAUGUGAGACUGAAAUGAUUGAAGAUGUCUCUGUACAAAAUAAAACUAUAGUAAAUGAUAUAGGUGGUAUGAAAUGCAUUGGCAUCUUACCUGGACUUGGCUCUUAUGAAGAUUCUAGUGAUAGCGAUUGCAGUUCAGAUACAGACCAAGAUCCAGAAUUAGAUAAUUCCAAAUAUGAUCUCCUAGGUCGAAAAAUAAAUCUUGUGAAAGUGAAAAUUGUAAAAGAAAAGAGCUGAAUAAGGAAUGCUUUCAAGCACUUUUUUAUUAAUAUAUAAAUUACCACUUUUGUUUUACAAUUCAUUGUAAUUGUGAAAUACAAAUAUAUUUUUUCCAAU